UCCUCCCAGAUCUCAACAACAAGAGUACGCAUGUUGGCUAUUGCAGCACUGUUUUGAGGAUUUAUGAAAAAAACAGACUUAUUAGUAUGUUGUUCUUGUUUCGUAACAACAUUAGAACCAUAGGUCGACAUAUAUGUGUGUAACCUGGGGUGCUUUCAAUUUUGUUCUCUCUCUCUCUCUCUCUCUCUCUAACCAUAGGUCGACAUAUAUGUCUGUAACCUGGGGUGCUUUCAAUUUUGUUCUCUCUCUCUCUCUCUCUCUCUCUCUCUCUACAUGUUCGUAUCCUUAGUACUUAUGAUUUAAUAAUUACCUAUUGCUAUAUUGUGUCACAUUGUUCGAUCACUAUUCUCCUAAAAUUAAAGGCCAGAUACAAUCUCAUCAACAUAUUGUUUCUAUGGUUUAAUGUCUGAUGCCAUCUUGUUGGUUUACUUGACCAUCUAAUUCUUCUCUUGGAGGGAGGAGUUUGACUGAGGAGAGAGACAGAGAACAGAGCAGAAUUCUUGGAAAAUUUGAAAAUUUUUUUAAGUGAACUUGGAGACACUUUUGUCUACAAGACUACACUUCACUUUUGCGGCAUCUUGGAGAUUUGAGAAACCUAAAAUAUGGGCAAUCACUUCACUCCAUCCUCAUUAAAACUGGGUUGGAUCGAGAUGUUUUUAUACAGAACAAUAUCCUCAGAUUUAUUGCUAUUUGUGACGAUUUGAUGAAUGCCCGUCUUGUGUUUGAUGAGAUGCCAGACCCAAAUUUGGUCUCUUGGACAAGCAUGAUCUCGUCUUAUGUACAACAUGGUUUUAACGACCUUGGUUUGCAGCUCUUUUGUUGUAUGUUUCAUUCGGGAUUGCGACCAAACGAGUUUGGGUUGUCGGUGGCACUCAAGGCAUGCAGCAUUACAGGUGGAGCCCUUGUUGAUGCCUACUCAAAAUUAGGAGCCUUAAAUGAUGCCUCUAUAAAGUGUUUUGCAGUCUUGAAGAGAAGGAUAAUGUGGUCUGGAGGUACUCUACUAUCUGGUUUCCAUCAGUUUGGCGAUGCCAAACAAGGGCUGACCUUGUAUCUUGAAUAUUUAUCUAAAGGUCAUGAACUAGAUCCAUUUACCUUCGCAAGUGCAUUUAAUUUGUGUUCAAAUUUAGAUUCUGUAGGAGUUGGUUCGCAGAUACAUUGCAGUUUCAUUAAGAGUGGUUUCUUGCUGGAUUCUUUUGUUGGGAAUGCUGGAAUGACUUCUGAUGCUUAUAAAGCUUUGGUUGAGGUUAGAGUUUAAUUCCGAGGAUAGAAAAGCUCUGAAAUUGUUCUAUGAAGGCAUGGAUCCCAUCUUUUAUUAAUACUUAUGCUGGGAAGAGACCAUAUGGUAGCUUCUACUUCUAUUAUCUAGUUCCUGGCCGGCCAAUCCACUGCAAUUACUACAAAAGAUGCUUCUUCAUUGAAGACCAAUACUCAGUUCCAAUCCAGUGGACUAUUUACUCUCUACCCUUGUGAUGCACCCAUCAAGAACCACACUUUGGUAACUAUGUAUCCUUCUUCAUGGCAGCCAUUCCAGCCAUUCCAGUCAUGGACUAUCAUUAGCUGAAACCAUAAUAGUAGUAAUUAUUUAUUUCAUCAUCAUUGGGAGGUGGGUUGUUGUUGAGUAGUCUUUUGGUUAUUGGAUGUUAGUGUCUCUAUUUAUCAUGAAUUUCUAUUUUGAUUGUGAUACAUUUGACAUGCAGUUGAAACAUUUGUGUUUUGCCUAUUGUUGGCAAAAUACUAGCUUAAUCUAAUGCUAUUUAUUUUUAGCAGAUAUUUGCAUAAUUGCAUAUGAUAGCUUUCUUGUUUGGUAUAUGUACUCUACCAUCUGUCCUUAGUAUGGGUUACAUUGAAUUAGUUAGCAUUAGUCCUAGAAUUGUCCUAGAGGUGUCUUUGGCUCAACAUCUUGGACUCAACAUCAACAUUGUCACUAUCAUUCUCAUUGGUUGGAUCUGCUAUGGAUGUAUAUUUCUAUUCAUUGCCUUCUCUUAUGUUGUUGUUGUUGUUGUUGUGUGUGUGUGUGUGUGUGUGUGUGUGAGAGAGAGAGAGAGAGAGAGAGAGAGAGAGAGAGAGAGAGAAUUCAUUAUUUUUUGUGGGAUGUCUCUUCUAUAUAUCAUCAUUCAAGGUGAAUUCCCAACUUCAUCCAUGCAUAUUUCAUUUUUUGAUUCUAUAUAAAAGUUUUUGAUUGAUACAACUUUCUUAGUCUAUGUGUUUCUUUGGUAUAGGUUAACUGGAGCUGGCACUUUAAGUACAUGAGCGUUAUAAGGUAACUGGAGCUGGCAUUUUAAUUACAUGAGCAGAUCAACAGGCUGAUACCAAUACAUUGAUGUAAAACCUUGUGUUGAAUAGCAUCUCUAGUUUCAAAUUUUUUGAUAGAUUGAGUCAUACUAGGGUUGAAUGAGAAUCAUUCAACUUUUAUUGAAAGCUGUGAAGAGCAUUAAACACCCUGUGUGAGUGACCCCAAAGAGAUAAGAAGAAUCGAAAUCACCACACGUUUAUUGAAGCGAAGGUCCCUUCACAUUAUGAUGUAGCUGAAUAUUCAAUACUUUCAUGUUAUCCUUUGUAGUGUGGUUAUCAUUUUAACAAUUCAAUACAAAUAGCAAGGAACGUGAAAAAAAAUAAU
Macadamia integrifolia is the source of this 2617-nucleotide messenger RNA. RefSeq names its product pentatricopeptide repeat-containing protein At2g27610-like. The record is from RefSeq and is a predicted model, not a curated record. The transcript has 2 exons. Gene Ontology annotation, biological process: RNA modification. Bases 704 to 1255 code for a protein of 183 amino acids. Gene Ontology annotation, molecular function: RNA binding; protein binding. Lineage: Eukaryota; Viridiplantae; Streptophyta; Magnoliopsida; Proteales; Proteaceae.